AUGCAGCAAACAGAAAAGAGUGUCGAAGAAAACGAAGAUGGUGUAGUGAAAGACUCUACAGACGAAGGCAUCAAGGCUACCAGGUCAAUUGAUACGUCUACCCAUAUAUAUACCGCUGCUCAAUGGAAGUAUAUUCAAAAGAUGAGUGACAAGAUGUUUCGCGUAUGCGAAGACAUUGAGAAGGACUAUCCCAUUGGAGUGGAAACCUCGGCCUUCAUCAAUAAUAAGGACAAAAGUACUGUGGGCUACGCAUCUAGGAUCUAUGCCCUAGAUGGAAGCGGACGUGAAUGUCCCAUACACCAAGGAAACCUGGCGGAUACGAUAGAUCUUGCCCUGGAAGAUCUUGAGGCCUCUCUCGACCGGAGGGAGAGGAGCGAAAUAGAGGCGAGAGAAAAGGCUGAUGCGUCCAAUAAAGCUCUCUCUACAGGUCAUGAAAGCGACUCUUCACAGUGA
Cucurbitaria berberidis CBS 394.84 is the source of this 453-nucleotide messenger RNA. RefSeq lists its product as uncharacterized. Bases 1 to 453 code for a protein of 150 amino acids. NCBI's taxonomy places the organism in Eukaryota, Fungi, Ascomycota, Dothideomycetes, Pleosporales, Cucurbitariaceae. The transcript has 2 exons. The record is from RefSeq and is a predicted model, not a curated record.